CCAAACCAAAAGUGCAAAGUACUGAUCAACUUGAUAUUAUGUGUGGAAGCAGAAGCUUUUUGUGUGAGUUUCUGUUAAAUAUAUUCCUGCAUCACUAUCUGAUACUACCACACCAUUAGCAUUGAGUGUCUAAUUAACUGAAUAAAUACAAGAGUGGUCUUGACUGUUGCACAGUUCUGUAUGUUAACCAUGAUGAGGCUUGAUGAAGUUAGUGAGGAGAGUCUCAGAUAGUGCUAAUGGGAGAUGGCCAAGGAGACCAGGCAUGUGAUGAGGGAAAAUACCAACUUCAUGUGACCCAUGGCUAAGGAGUGGCUCAUAGGCGAAGACAAACACCCAUUUGUGUUGUUUUCUUCAGUCAGUGCUGAUCCACUGAGGAGAAUCCACCAGUCAGCCUGUCUAGAUCGUCUCCCCUCUGGAUGAAGCCACAGUGGUCAGGAUGCAGACUAUUAAGACAGUGGAGACCCAAGUGCCCUUUCUGAAAGAAAGUUUCUUCACUACCACUUUUAAAGGCAGGAGGAAGAGCAGCGUUACCAAUAUCCUCCGUAAACAACAGCACUCACUUCUUAAUCAACAAUACCAGCAACAACAGUGCAUUUUAGAGCAUCAGCAACAGCAUCCUAAGCAAUUUCUUUCCCCGUCAGUCGAAAAUGGACAAGGGCAACGCACUCCGGAGCAUCAGCGCCUUGCUCGUUCGACCAGUAGCCCAUUAUGCAAGACAGCCGAGCAUGCAGGAGCAGAUGGGCAUGGAAAGGAGGGGCAAAAAGAGAGGAAGGAUCAGAGAGUCAGAGAGGCUGUGCAGGGGAGGGGGGGAGAACGAAGAGUGAGUGGUAGCGAGCCCGCGGCUGUCAGUGCCAGUCUCCUCCUCCUUUCAUCAUCAGCAUCAGUGGCGCUGGGGGAGGCAGCAUCAUUCUCACAGCUGCCUUUAACUGUGGUGGGCAGACAGCAGGGAUUAGGUAGCGCUGAAAGGGCUCUGACCAACAGAGGACCAGCAUCAGUAGCAGCCCCGGAGGAAGUCCAGCAUGUCCAGCCUCGACCCCAGCAGCAUGGCCUGUUAGCCAAGGGUGUCCGCCUGCUCAGGAACAUGGGGAACCAGGAAACUAAGCAGAAGAAAGGAGGAGGAAGUGUUGGAGCAGCAGGGGAUGUCUCCGGUGAUGGUGAUGCUGAUGAGAGGGAAGUGGACAAAAAAUCUAAAAAGUCCCACAAUAAGAUAAGUAAAGGAGGAGUAGAACAUAGUGGUAGGAAGAAAUCAAAGUCAGAGUCGAAGGGGUCUGUGUUUUCCGGCAUGAAGAUCAGGAAGAGUUUAUCAAAGGCGAAAGGAUUGUCUAAGGAUGACAUGUUGGAAGAUGGGAGAUCAGCAGACUUGGGCAAAGCAGGGCUCAAGCCCUGUGCAGAGGCAAGCCUGUCAGCUGAUGAGAUGGGCAUGCUAUCAGAUGUUGAGGGGGAUCUAAGCCAUUUGACCGCAGACAGUCACCAAUCUAUGGUGGAUGAGAUUGGCCGGAAGACAAGCUCGGGGUCGGAUGCUGACCUCUACAGUUUUCACUCAGCAGCAGCUGAAAAUGAAGACCUGCUCUCUGACAUCCAACAGGCCAUAAGAAACAAGUGUGUGGAAAGUGACAGGGUGCUGGAAAUGGUGGCAGGGCAUUUCUCUGAAGGGUUGACCUCUGAGAGGAACAUAACCCCUGAGAAGGUAAUAUCUCACCAGCUAAUUAAUCUGGAUAAGGAAUUUUUCUCACCCCUUGUUGGUAGUGAAUGUGUACCUCAAGAAGUAAGCAGAGAAAAUAAGGAAUUAGAGAACGAAAGCCGUGUCAUACCCAUAUCAAGAAAUUCAUCUGGGCCAGGGUCCCUGAGUGAGAGUGGUCCAUCAUCUUCAGCACCAGACACAGAGAGAAGCAGUGGCAGCCUUUUCCCAAAGACUAACAGCACGUAUAGCUUCCCUGACACUACAGCCACCACCACCUCGUAUGAGAGUGCUGAGGAGUCCCAGGAUGACCUGGAGAGCCCGGUACAGCACCGUCAAGAUAAUCUGGCUGCACAGUGCAAAAAUACAUGUGCGCCAUGUGUCUGCUUGGAUCCUGUGGUGGCAGGGGCAGGGCCGAUGGGGUCUCACAAGAGUGCGAGCAGCAUGGAACUGUCUAUGGAGAGGGAGGAGGAACAGGACACUGGGAGACGGGACUUCCUGUCCCUGAAAAGGAGGAAGAGUAGUUUGUCUAUUAGCCAGCUAAUAACAGACAGCCCCCCUGUUUCUCAGCCUAGACGGACGUCCUCCAUCUCCCCCUCCACUGUCAAACUCUACCCUCUAGUCCACCCCUCCUAUGUUAAGACCACCACCAGGCAGCUAACCUCUCCAAUUGGCUCUCCCAUUACCAGCCCCCAUGUGCCCAGAAAAACAGAUGCCACCGUUGCUUCAGUGGAAUCCAGUGGGGUCAAGGGGUUUAGGAGGCACAAGCAGAGAUCCUGCUCCAUUGCUGGCCCCAUCAGUGUGUCUGCAGACUGGUCCACAGAGCUGGAUGAGCUAAGAGGAAGGCAGGGUGGCUGGGCCAAAUUCCCAGAGCAGGAGUCAUCAGAGAAGAGUUACACAGGCGGGACUUACUGGACACUAGGCUCAAGGAGAGCACAUGGACGGCAGACGUCCACUACCACAGUACCCUACUUGGAUGUCUUCUCUGGUCGCACUCUGUUGGACUGGCUGUGUAUGCGUCAUGGAGAUGGGUCUACAGAAGAGGAGGCAAAAGAAUUGUGUCACCGAAUGUUGAUCCAGAGUCUGUUGCACCCCUUCAGUGACGGCACAGCAGAGCUCCCUAUUGACAGCACUGUCUCAGCAGUCUUUAAUGAGGAGCAGCUGUACACCUGGGCAUCUGUAGGUCUGCCAGUGUCUUCUCACCUGUGGGAACUCUAUGGGGGGCGAACCACAGGCAGAGAACAGAGCUUGAGAUCCCCUUUGCAUCAGUCAUCAGCCAAGACACCAGGAGCUCUACACUCUCAGACAGAAUCCAGCAGGUUGAAGUCCAGUCAGUCAUCCUCAGAGGAUGAAAGCUGUCUCAUCCCUCAGUUGGAGAGGACCAUCGAUGACCUGCGGAUUAAGAUUGAUGUGUUGCAGGGCCAGCAGGCCUCCUUGGCAAAGGGCAGCUCGGGAGCUCUGGGCGCUGCCCACCACAAGGCCUCACAGAUGAGGGGAGGAAGAUUGGGAAAGAUGAGCCAGGAGGUGUCUGUCCAGACCUCGCCUGUGGAGGAGGGGUUUAAGUUUGACAUGCCUUUCAAUGGAGGAUCAGGUAGCGUGUCAUCCUCUGUUUCAUCCUCCAUCCCCAAAUCUACAAAGAGCUUUGUCUGCACAUGCCAGCAGAGGCAACAGAGCAGUGCCCAUCCAGCUCUUCCGCCCCCUCCUCCACCUCCACCCCCCCCUCCAAUCUCUGGAGGUAUGCCCCCACCUCCACCACCAACACUUUUACCAGGCGGCGUCGCUCCUCCUCCACCACCACAUCCACCGCCCUUACCCGGGUUUGGACCUUGUCCACCACCGCCUCCCCCCUCCUCCUCCUCCCCCACCAGGUGUUGGACCUCCCCACCUCCUCCCCGCCUGGUUUUGGACCUCACCCCCCCUCCUCCACCGCCUGAUGGGCCCCCUCCUCCACCCCCACCCCCAGGCUUUGGGCCUCCACCACCACCAGGCCCCAUGCCCUCCAUGAUGGCCCAGGAAGCUGCCUCUGCCAAGGCUGUGAUCGAGCCCCCCAAGCCAAUGAAGCCACUUUACUGGACACGCAUCCAGCUGCAUGAUAAAAAACCCAUUGACUCACUGGUGUGGGAGAAAAUCGAGGAACCAACUGUGGACUUUGAAGAAUUUGUGGAGCUAUUCUCCAAAAGUGCUGUUAAGGAGAAGAAAAAGCCAAUUUCAGACACAAUCAGCAAGUCCAAGACCAAGCAGGUAGUGAAGCUCUUGAGCAACAAGCGUUCACAGGCCGUGGGUAUUCUGAUGUCCAGCAUUCAUCUUGAUAUGAAGGACAUCCAGAAUGCCGUCCUAAAUAUGGACAACACUGUUGUUGAUCUGGAGACUCUACAAGCCCUUUAUGAAAAUAGAGCUCAAGCUGAUGAGAUGGCUGGCAUUAAAAAGCAUAUUAAAUCAUCCAAAGACAAGGAGGAUGCCAAGCCACUGGACAAGCCUGAACAGUUUCUAUUCCAGUUAUCCCAAAUCCCAAACUUCUCUGAACGAGUGUUCUGCAUCCUGUUCCAGUCAACUUUCCAUGAAUGUAUCACCUCAAUCCUCCGCAAAAUAGAAAUCCUUCAGAGAGUAUGCAAGACUCUCCAGAGUGGUGAGUGUGUAUUGCAGGUGCUUGGCCUGGUGCUGGCUUUUGGCAACUUCAUGAACGGAGGUAAUCGGUCUCGAGGGCAAGCAGACGGCUUCACCUUGGACAUUCUGCCAAAACUCAAGGAUGUUAAGAGCAGUGAUAACUCCCAGAGUCUUUUGUCCUACAUUGUUGCUUACUAUCUAAGGCACUUUGAUGAGGAUGCUGGCAGAGAGACGUGUGUCUACCCUCUGCCCGAGCCCCAGGACCUUUUCCAGGCUUCCCAAAUGAAGUUUGAGGACUUUCAAAGAGAUCUGCGCAAGCUGAGGAAAGACCUCAAUGCAUGCUCAGCUGAGACGGAGAAAGUUUGCAAGUUGUCCUCUGAAGAUAACCUGCAACCCUUUAAGGACAAGAUGGAAGGAUUUCUUAGCCAAGCCAAAACCGAACUGGAAACACAAGAGAAGCAGCUGGGAGACACUCAGAAGAUCUUCUUGGAGUUGAGCGUGUCCUUCUCAGUUAAACCCAAAGGAGGAGAGAAAGAGGUCUCUCCUAACACUUUCUUCUCCAUUUGGCACGAGUUUUCCACUGAUUUCAAAGACCAGUGGAAGAAGCAGAAUAAGCUGAUGUUACAGGAACGGGUCAAAAUGGCUGAAGAGUGCUUCAAACAGGCCAGGGAGAAGGCUUCCUACAAUGUGAAACCUAAACAUGCAACUGGAAUAAAAGCAAAGCUGGGUCAGAAGAUCUGAAGCAGAGAAUGGAAAAUUAUCAUCACCAAGCCUAUUGCACAAGCACUGUUUGUACAAUCUGACAAAGACUCAUCAGUCAUUUUUACAACAUUUAUUUGCUUCCAGUAUUUGUUUUCAAUUAAUUUAGACCUGUUGUUUAUUGUGAGUUGGUUCAAAGUGGAUAUUAUAUUGUUUAAAAAUGGAAUGAAAAGUUACAUUCUCAGCCACCCUUUGAUAGCAUUUGCAUAAUUACAUGAAAUAUUGCUACCAAAAGACAUCCUUAAGCUGAGAUGAUUAAAUGUGGUUGAGUCAUUUGCCAGAAAAUGCCAGAAAAUUCUCACUGGAGUAUGAAAUUUGUAGCAACACUGUAUCCAAGCUUUCUCAGUAUUUUAUAAGCCAUAUGUAGCCUGUUUUCUUUUUUAGUGUGAUUCCCAAGCCUAGUUUAUUAGGAAGGCAUGAACACUUCCUCUUUAUAUCUUCCUUAAUGGUGAAAAGCACAGAAUUUUAUAACCUUUCUAUACGGUAGGUAUGGAUCACCUGCCAGACAGAAAGUGCCUUAUCGCACAGGGGAGAGGUCAAUCAUCUGUAAUUAAAUGUUACAUGUAAAGAAGAAAAAUCUGUUUUACAUAGGCUGAAACAUGAAAUUUGCUUUUCUUAAUAGUUUCAUCAAGUGUGUUUCAGAACCUAGUGAUAAUUAUACAUGUGUUUUACAUACAUCACCUUCUAUAUUGUGGUUUAAUAUCCAGAAAGGCUGUGCAUACCUAAGUGGUGUGACCUGAUAUAGACCUACUAUUGUUUUAUUCAGCAGUAUUGUCAACUUGCUUUGUUUUAAGCAAAAUCCUAUGCAGUUAGUUUUGCCAUUCCUUCUAUGUGUGAGUGUGUGAACUCCCAUAUGCUAAUGAAGCAGUAAGACCAUGUGAUGUGAUGUCCAUGUGCAAUACCAACAAUAUGCUUUGAUUGAAUACCCUUGACCAUGAAAAAAUAUAUUUAUUGAAUAAAAGAAAUUACAUAAAUUUUUAAUAAAAAUUCUUCUGUUGCUGA
This is a messenger RNA of Siniperca chuatsi (mandarin fish), 6043 nucleotides long. RefSeq names its product formin 2a (gene fmn2a). The record is from RefSeq and is a predicted model, not a curated record. Gene Ontology annotation, cellular component: cytoplasm; endoplasmic reticulum membrane; nucleus. Lineage: Eukaryota; Metazoa; Chordata; Actinopteri; Centrarchiformes; Sinipercidae. Gene Ontology annotation, biological process: intracellular transport.